Messenger RNA from Eleginops maclovinus (Patagonian blennie), 1494 nucleotides. RefSeq names its product urate (5-hydroxyiso-) hydrolase a (gene uraha). Bases 841 to 1194 code for a protein of 117 amino acids. The record is from RefSeq and is a predicted model, not a curated record. Gene Ontology annotation, biological process: purine nucleobase metabolic process. NCBI's taxonomy places the organism in Eukaryota, Metazoa, Chordata, Actinopteri, Perciformes, Eleginopidae. Gene Ontology annotation, molecular function: hydroxyisourate hydrolase activity. The transcript is spliced from 4 exons.
CGUUACCGGAUUCUGGCACAGGCUGGUAGCUUGACGACAGUGAGUAGCCUUCUAACUUUAGCCACGUUUGUUGUUUACGUCAUAUAUCUUGUUUACGUAACCGAUAAAGUCCUGGCUUUAAGGGGAGUUCUUGCAGGGACGGUGUGUCGGUAGUUUUCUGUAUUUGUCGCUAGAUGUAGAGUCUUUUAGAGCAAUUGCAGUUAGGUAUUAUUUCAAAAGAGUUGAAUAUUUAAAAUCCAGUUUAAUUGCUUUCAAAGCAUAGCUAUUGCAUAAGUCACAUUACUUGUAUUUUCUAACAGAGCUGCAGAGAGAGGAUAUAGAUAGUCCUUUCACAAACACAGCAUGUCUGUUAUUGAAGGAACUUGGGGAAUUCAACCAGGAAGUUGGCGGUUGUGUAUUCAGGGUUUAUUAACCUACCAGUCAAACAUCCUUGUUAUUAAAUAAAAAUAAUAUAUUUCUUUUAAUUCUAGAAGCCUAACAGUGCUUGUCUGCAUUUGCCUCCCCCUCUGAGCAUUUGGAUCAUCCCUUUCCGCUUAGUUCAAAGUGCUGAAGGCAAAGUGUGACAAAGAGAGGGCUUGCACAACCAGUCUUCUGUUGACAAAAAGAUACUGUGUACUGGAUGUCGUGCCGAAUAGGACAGGGGCAGAAAUGCUUCAGGGGAAUCUGACAAACAUCUGAUGUUCUUUGAUUUACCAUAAAAUUGAACUUUGGUGGAAUAAAACUGCUGGGCUAGUUUGGAUUUCAUUCAUCAGCACACAUGAGUGUGUCCAGGCUGCAGCAACUAAAGGGUCAUAUUUUUCCAGAAAAUAAGUCUUACUUGUUGUUCUGUAGAUCACAGCAAUGGCAACCCCUAGUCCUUUGAGCACCCAUGUGCUAAACACAGCGACGGGUGUCCCUGGCUCGAACAUGGCCCUCAGUCUCUAUCGACAAGACCCCACCACUAAAACCUGGAGUUUGCUGACCUCUGGGACCACUAAUGCUGAUGGACGCUGCCCUGGACUCAUUACAAAAGAAAUGUUUGUUGCUGGUCUGUAUAGAUUGCAUUUUGAAACGGCUCUGUACUGGGAGAGUAUUGGAGAGACCUGCUUUUAUCCGUAUGUUGAGAUUGUCUUCACUAUAACUGACCCAGGCCAAAAGUACCAUGUCGCUCUGCUGCUGAGUCGUUUCUCCUAUAGUACGUACAGAGGGAGCUAGAGAUCAAGUGUCAUCAACCUCCUGAGGCUACCUCCAGCUAUCAGCUGUCUAAUGGAUCACAGACAACUCCACCAAAAACAAUCAUCACAGCACCAGCUGAACUGUCACAGCUAUUGACAAGACACACUGCUCCAUUUGAAUGAUCAUUCUUUUUAUAUAAUGAUAUUAUCAAAAGCAUAACUAAACCAAAUAAUCAUAGUACCCAUGAUCACUGUAAAUAUUAGGCUGCCCUAGUAUUUUACACCUAUUUGCAAAAUGUUAUUGAAACGUACAAUAUUAUUAAUAAACUAAUAAAUAAGA